Molecule: messenger RNA, 1340 nt
Organism: Cajanus cajan (pigeon pea)
Lineage: Eukaryota; Viridiplantae; Streptophyta; Magnoliopsida; Fabales; Fabaceae
Gene: ATSDI1
Product: Tetratricopeptide repeat (TPR)-like superfamily protein
Molecular function (GO): protein binding
Source: RefSeq, a predicted model, not a curated record
CGAGGACGCAAACCCGACCAGGUUCACAACGUUGUUCUCACCCUCUUCCUCCUUUCUCAAACAACAACUUGUCUUCAAACUUAACUCAAAACUCCAAUGCUUCCAAUCUUAAUUGUAACCAACGAGAGAGAGAGAAAAAGAGAGACAACACCCACUAUUGUUUCUUCUUUUCCUUAAUUUGUUUCUCUGUGUCUCACACGAAUGGAAGACAUAAUAAGUGUUGGUUCCAACCACAACAUGGGUUCCUCAAAGGGAAAAAAAGAAGACCUUUACCAUGUGCUUCACAAGGUUCCUUAUGGUGAUAGCCCUUAUGUCAGAGCUAAGCAUGCCCAGCUGGUAGAAAAGGACCCGGAGGCUGCAAUUGUAUUAUUUUGGAAAGCAAUAAAUUCAGGGGAUAAAGUGGACAGUGCUUUAAAGGACAUGGCAGUGGUGAUGAAGCAGUUGGAUAGAUCUGAAGAAGCCAUUGAAGCCAUACGUUCAUUUAGAGGCCUAUGCUCUAAACAAUCCCAAGAGUCCCUUGAUAAUGUACUAAUUGAUCUUUACAAGAAAUGUGGAAAAAUAGAUGAGCAAAUAGAAUUGCUGAAGCGAAAGUUGAAGUUGAUCUACCAAGGAGAGGCAUUCAAUGGGAAACUCACUAAGACAGCAAGAUCUCAUGGCAAGAAGUUCCAAGUUUCCAUUAAACAAGAAACUUCAAGAUUAUUGGGAAACCUGGGCUGGGCCUACAUGCAAAAGAUGAACUACAUGAUGGCCGAAGUGGUGUAUAGGAAAGCCCAAAUGAUUGAUCCAGAUUGUAACAAAGCCUGUAACUUGGGUCUAUGCCUCAUUAGACAAGCCAGGUAUGAAGAGGCCCAAUUGAUUCUUGAAGAUGUAUUAAAUGGAAAACUUCCGGGCUCAGAUGAUAGCAAAUCCAGGAAACGAGCCCAAGAUCUUACAAAAGAGUUGAGAUCCAUGCUACCUCCACCACAUUUGUCAGAUCUUUUGGGCCUGGAUGAUGAGUUCAUCAAAGGCCUGGAACAGUUGAUGAAUGAAUGGGGCCCAAUUAGAUCUAAGAGACUUCCAAUUUUUGAGGAGAUUUCUUCAUUUAGAGAUCAAUUAGCAUGUUAAGUUCAUACUGUGUAUAUAUUUCUUGAAAUUGAGUUGGGUAAUAGCUGUGUAAGAAGAACUAGCCUCUUUUAUUUCUUUUCCUAUUUUUGAUGUAGUGAAGGGUGUAGCAUUUCUGGAAGAGUGGGGAAUUAAAUGGAGUGAAAAGUUGAUGUAAAUUAAUGAUGUGAUCGAAACAAUAAGCCUGUUGUUUUUAUAAACUUCAAUAAGAAGUUAUUGGAACCCACUUUUAAUUGUUA